AUGGUCACAAAAGUCUGCGUAAUAGAGGCCUCUGAGCAGGAGGAAGCCUCCAAUUGGAGUCUCUUCUGGUGCUGGCGCUGGAUCAACGGUUCGCCGAAGGUGGUUGACUAUGAUGGAACCAUGAUUGGUGCCAUAGAGGGGUACUCGGGCGGCAGCUCGCUAGUGUUAGCUGCUGCAUCACUGGCCACCACCCGGCUAGCUCCUGCUUCACUGGUAAAUCUAUUGCUUGUUCAAAGAGGAUACAGUUUGAUUGCGAUCAUCAGUAAAGAAACACUGCCUUUUUCGACGAAAUUUUCCUUUUUCGGUUCUGCUCCUGACAUCGUUUCUUCUGUUACUCCACCGUCCGAUUUACUUCAGCGUAUAAAUAUCUUUAACUAUACGCAAUCGGAAUCAUACUUGAUCGCAAUGCCUUGCGAGGUUAUGUCCGCUCGCUUGCGGAGGAGCUGCUGCCCCAACUCCGCCCUGGUCGACGGCGCCCGAUCGCUCGUGGUCGACGCCCCUGGCCUCUGCCACUACGUCGCCGUCGACGAUGUCUGGGUUCGCAUCCAGGACGAGGCGCGGGGCGACGCCGAGGAGGAGCCGCUGCUUCGCAAGCUCUACUGUGACCUUGUCCUCGCCCACCCCACCCUCGAGUCCGCCCUCGCCGCGCACCUCGCGGCUAAGCUCGCCGUCCCCGUCCUCGUCCCUCACGCAGCCAUCCACGACCUCCUCCUCUCCGCCUUUUCCGGCGACGCUGGCAUCCUCCGAGCAGUCCGCGCCGACCUGCGGGCAGUGAUCAUCCGCGACCCGGCCUGCGCCAAGAUGAUGGUCCAUUGCUUCCUCUACUACAAGGGCUUCCUCGCGCUGCAGACCCACCGCGUGGCGCACCGUCUCUGGGCGGAGGGCCGCCGGGGGGCGGCGCUCCUCCUGCAGAGCCGUUCCUCUGAGGUCUUCGCGGUCGACAUUCACCCGGGCGCCAGGAUCGGCGCGGGCGUGCUGCUGGACCACGCCACCGGGGUCGUCAUUGGCGAGACGGCCGUGGUGGGAAACGGUGUUUCCCUCCUGCACGCGGUCACACUGGGAGGCACCGGAAAGGAGGGGGGCGACCAGCACCCUAAGAUCAGCGACGGAGUGCUCGUCGGCGCCGGGACGCAGAUCCUGGGCAAUGUGACGGUCGCGGAAGGGGCACAGAUCGGUGCAGGGUCCGUAGUACUGAAGGCGGUGCCCCCCAGGACGACGGCGGUGGGAAACCCUGCGAGGCUCAUUGCCGGGAAGGAGAACCCUGUGCGGCGGGAGAAGAGGGCGGCGUUGACAAUGGAUCACACCUCGUGGUUCGAGCACGGUCCAGUUUGA
This is a messenger RNA of Zingiber officinale, 1332 nucleotides long. Its product is annotated as probable serine acetyltransferase 3. The transcript is spliced from 3 exons. The record is from RefSeq and is a predicted model, not a curated record. Gene Ontology annotation, cellular component: cytosol; cytoplasm. Gene Ontology annotation, molecular function: L-serine O-acetyltransferase activity. Bases 1 to 1332 code for a protein of 443 amino acids. NCBI's taxonomy places the organism in Eukaryota, Viridiplantae, Streptophyta, Magnoliopsida, Zingiberales, Zingiberaceae.